GCCUCUUCUAUUAUUAGUUCUACUUUGUGGGAUGGACGUGUUGUUGUCGAUUCGCUUUGUUUACUCUUCUUAUUCACAAUUUAAACAAUAAAGGAAGAAAGGAAAAAAGUAUUGAGGGCAGUUUUUGUCAUGCGUGUAUAAUUACCCAAUUGUUUUUUCUAUUGUGCCAAACUUCAGAUCGACUCGUAAUUAAAUAAUUAUUUUAUUUUUUCUGUAAUCCAUCAGCUGAUUUUAUAGGAAUCUUCGGGACAAUGACGCUGUCACCAGUUGCUAAAACUGGAGUCCUAGUGACUUUCGGAGCUUUGUUCGCUUUAGCGGGUCUUCUACUUUACGUUCUAUUUCCAAAUAUAUUAAAAUGGCAAGUAGAAAAGAGAUUAAUAUUAUCUGAAGAGUCAGAGAUGUAUGAACAGUGGAAAGAACCAUCAUUACCUAUUUAUUUGGAAAUAUACUUGUUUAAUAUUACUAAUCCUGAAGAUGUAGAAGCUAAUAUUAGUAAACCAAUUGUUGAAGAAGUUGGACCAUUUUCAUUCAGGACUGCUGCUGUCGGAGCUCAUAAAAUGAACAACACAGUCAUUAACACUUUUAUGAGUGAAUUCUUUCAUCAUAUAAAUAGUACAGUAUUUAUUUCAAAAACGCCACGUGAAUUAUUAUUUGAUGGCUAUAACGACACAAUUCUUGCUGUUAUGAAAGAAAUGUUUCCACAACUAGUGCCUUUUACAAAAUUUGGGUGGUUUUACAAGAAAAAUGAAUCUGAUGGAAAUUUUACUUUUAAUAUCUUUACUGGUGAAAAAGGAAUUCAAAAUUAUGGAUCUGUAGAUAAUUGGAAUGGUGACAGUAAUGUUACAAUAUGGCAGACACCUUGCAAUCAAAUCGAUGGAUCAAUGGGAGAAAUGUGGCCCCCUUUCAGGAAAUCGAGAUAUGAAAAAUUGGAUUUAUUUAUUCCAGAUAUUUGCAGAAAAAUCUCACUGAAUUAUCUAUCAGAUGUAGAAUUGGAAGGGAUAGAAGCAUAUCGAUACAUAAUGGACCACACUACAUUUGAUAAUGGAAAAUAUGAUCCUACAAAUCGAUGUUACUGCAUUAAUGAUUGUCUUCCUGCUGGUGGAUUAGAUGUUUCCAUGUGCCAAAAAGGAGCACCUAUCGUAAUGUCAGCCCCUCACUUUUUAUAUGGUGAUGUAGCAUAUACUCAGUCUGUAAUGGGUUUGAAACCAGAUCCUCAACGUCAUUUAUUUCAUAUAGACUUACAACCGCAAAUGGGAGUACCUGUAAAUGUUGGAGCUAAAAUGCAAAUUAAUGUAAUUAUAGAAAAAAUAGAAGGAAUAAUGCAGUUUGCAAAUAUUACUGGAAGAACUUAUUUUCCUGCCUUGUGGUUUACUCAAAGUUUUACAAUAAAUGAACCUCUUAUAAAGAAACUACAAAUGGUAACUCAAGAUAUACCAUACUAUGUUAACGUUGGUUCAUUUCUGUCAAUAUGUGUGGGUGUAGUAGCACUCUUAUGUGCAAUUGCUUUCUCUUGUCAAGUUCUUAGGAAAAAGAAAGAGAAGAAAGGUGUCUACAAAGCCAUCAGAGUUGUAAAGUCGUAA
Molecule: messenger RNA, 1580 nt
Organism: Centruroides sculpturatus (bark scorpion)
Lineage: Eukaryota; Metazoa; Arthropoda; Arachnida; Scorpiones; Buthidae
Product: scavenger receptor class B member 1-like
Exons: 12
Coding region: 252-1580 (442 amino acids)
Cellular component (GO): membrane; cytoplasm
Molecular function (GO): scavenger receptor activity
Source: RefSeq, a predicted model, not a curated record